Molecule: messenger RNA, 24951 nt
Organism: Spirometra erinaceieuropaei
Lineage: Eukaryota; Metazoa; Platyhelminthes; Cestoda; Diphyllobothriidea; Diphyllobothriidae
Source: the annotation of a GenBank genome assembly
AUGAUAAUUACUAAGAAGAAGAAGAAGAAGAAGAAGAAGAAGAGGGAGAAGAAGAAGCAGAAGAAGAAGAAGAAGAAGAAGAAGAAGAAGAAGAAGAAGAAGAAGCAGAAGCAGAAGAAGAAAAAGACGACGAGGAAGAAGAAAAAGUAGAGGGAGAAGAAGAAGGAGAUGAAAAAGAAGAAGAAGAAGAAGAAGAAGAAGAAGAAGAAGAAAAGGAAUCGGUCGCUGGAAAAAGGGCUUUAUCCGCCUGACGUUUCGGAUUCUCUCCUGAACCCAUCACCAGUUUCUGCCACUGUCUCUGAUGGGUUCAAGUGAGAAUCCAAAAUGUCGGGCGAAUAAAGCCCUUGUUCCAGCGAUCACUAAUUCUUCUUUCUAUUUUUCUUCUUAUCAUGUAGUUUCUGGAACUCGCGUCUUCGCUUGUAUCGCUGAUUAUCUUUCCUCACAAAGCCUCUGGCAGGCAGCAUGAAAGACAAUGUAAUUGAAGCACUUGAUGACCCAAAUGAGGACAAACAAACAGUCGUCGCACCAAAUACGUUUCCCGCUAAUAAAUGCGUGCACUGCCAUUCAUGAUAGAUGUGUGCUGACAUGACAGUCGCUUCCUAUAAAUAAUACACCGCUUUCGGCUAAAUAACGCUUUUGAGAAACAAGAUUGGCCCACCGGGACAGGUCUAUUAGAAUGCUGAGAUUUCGGAGAGCUUUAUCUGCUCAUCGCUGUCAAAAAGCAGAACUAGAAGUGACAUGUUGCGCUGGUUGGCCACAUGCUGAAUGAUUUUUAUCUCUGCCCUCCCUGCCUCAGACUUUCGGGAAAUGUUGGGACGGAAGAGGGGGUUAAGCUGCGCGUGUUGCGAGUCACCAAUCCAUCCUGGGGGGUAACUGAGCCCCUGUCGGAGUUGACCCGGCUGGCGGCUCUUUUUUUUCCUUGUCGAGCGAACUCGUCACCGGGCUGUGUCCGCGCGGCCAUCUUAACUUCUGUGUGGUCGCCUUGUCCUGAGUUUUAUAUAACCCUUCUCUACCACUGUCUCCGAUGAUAAGACCGUGCGAAAAACCCAAAGCAACAGGUCAACAAACUUCUCGUUUCAAAGAUUGCAUCUAAUUAUUCUGAACCUCGUCCAAGAAAUCGCCUUUAAGCUUCUAUAGGGCGACGUGUGAGCACCAAUAUAGAAUCUAAAUUCGGGGGUAACUGGCCCUGAAGCACGAAAUAGGGAUAACGCAAAUUUAAAAUAAAAUGGUCCCGAUUUUCGAAGUCAAUAAUGUUUCUUAUUCAUUUUUGAGAGCUCAUGAUAAACUUCGUGCUUAAAAUUUUGUGUUCCGGGGAAAAAAACAUCGAUUGGUAAGCAGUUCCUCCAAAUCGACUAUAGAGUUGAUGAAACACGAAAUUCAGGUCAAUCUACCAAGUACAACUCCACGACUGGUGGAUGAUCUCCUGGCGGCGCGUCAUAAACGCAUGAAGCCGGUUUGAAGGAAUUGCUUGGAGGUGCUGGGUUAGAUGCAGGCAACAUCGGACAUCAAACUUUAUGUCUUUAUAUAGAUUUGGGCAUAAGGAUAUGGUAAUGACAUAUUUUUCGCGCGAAAAGUUUCUUCCUCUUCUCGAAUUUUCCGACUUUUUUGUUAGAUUUCGCGGCAUUUUGAUUUAUUGUUUUUGAGAGUUUGUCAUUGUGCUUGGAUGGUUUUUUAUGGCUGUCGGUUGUACACCUUAAUACAUUUUAUCGCGCUUUUUAAUAGUUGCUUAGCCGUUUCCUGUUCCUUACAUUUAUUACUCACGAAUCUUAUUGACGUAAGCAGUUCCACCCUGAUUAACUUUCCAGCCCUAUCCUACUCCCUUUUCCAUGAUUUCUUCUAAUCAGAUCCGUACAUGGCAUGGGUUUUACGUCCUCGCAGAUCCCUUUACAAUCACCAUUCUCCUCAUAUGUUGGGGAGUUUGGACCUAUAAAGUCAGAAAUGAAUUAUCUUUCGCGAUCAUGAGAAAUUCUAGUGGUCACCAGCAAGAGUCGAAAUGUCCCGUUUGACAGAGACACCCCAGCAGAUCAGGCAGUAAAGACAGCGUGCAGACGAAAGAAAAUAGUUCCAGAGUAGCACCCAAUAUGUUCACACGGCAAGCUAACCAGAGAGGACCAAGUGACUUCCGGGUCAUGAUUAUAUUGCUCCCACACAGUAGCGACUAUAAUUCCGUUUUAUUCUUUUGUACAUUCCCUGUUAAAAGGCAGGGAAGAGUCAGUUAUUUACAGGUGAAAUUUCCCACAUUAACCACGGUCCUGACCUUCCGCGAUAUUUGCGCUUAGGAAUCCCUUUUUAACAUUCUUAGUCCUUGGAUGCCAGUUAGAACUGCGGACUGUGAUUUAGUACUGUGAACCUUCAAAUUUUCCAAAGUCCCAUUGAGAACCUUGGCUUUCUGAAAAUAAAUAUCACGUAGGACACGCAUUCGCACCCCGCAGAGUUUGCUUAAAGCCCUUGAGAUAAACGCAAAUUACCCAUCUAUACAUCGUCGUUUCUAGCCCUGUCUCUUUAAUUUAGCCAACAUCUCAGAUCACAAAUUCACAAUUGCCCAUUUUUGUCGUACCGUACUUAUUCAUCUUAUGAUCUCGUUGCCAACAAAAGACCAAACCAACCUGGCGUAGCACACCGAAGGGAUUCGGAGCUUACGUCCUCGAAACUAUUUCUCCUACCCCGAUCGAAUUUACAUCUGGCAAGGUUGUAAUCGCCGGUAUUCGAGUUCGGCGCUCUUCUUUCAGACGAUGGCCCCGAUACCUUCUUUCUGCCGAUAUGUACUAAUCACUUAUGAUCUUCCGGUUAAUUUUGAUUUCUACGAUCGUUCCGUUAUCAAGUAAUUUAACUGCAAAUAGUCUGUACCGCCUGUCUAGGGGUUUCAAGUCUAAAGUGAAGUAAGUUUCGAUUCGAAACGCUACAUCCUGUAAACGCCACAAACAUUUAGCGUAGUAUGACAGAUGUUAUUCAGGAUUCCUUUAGUAUUGCUAGGUGUCUAACAAUUUUGCAUGCUUAUUAGGGUUGUCAUAUUAUCUAACUUAACGGUCCAUGUUUAUGCCCCUCAAUUAUCCGUACUAAGCCCACUGCUCCGUCCAAUCUAGGCUGACAUCCUGAAUCUGCUAAUUUCGAACAACUGCCUCCCGUGAAGACACGAUUUGUGAUAUUAAGGCUUCACUGAGCAUGCUUCUAUUCAAGAAGGUCCGACACGCGGUGCCGAUUAGAUUAACCAAAAAGUCACUUUACGACAGCUUUGUUAAGCUUUGACUUUCCUGUGAGCAACCGACGCUUAGUUUUGAAACGGAGCGUAAACAUUACCUCAUUUAAUGAUAUCGCUCUAAAUGUCGACUCCAGCACAGUGUGCGCCACAUCACAAAGACGAAACAGUGCAUACAGACUGUUGCAAAGACAUGGAAGGCAGUUCUUGUCCUUCAAAUACGUCUUCGAAGCUCACUGGAUAGAGUGACCAUAAUACACUUAAACUUUUUUUUUCGACUGCGCACCGAAAGCUGCUCUCAAAGGUGGUCUCUGUACUUUAUUCAUAAGACUGAGUUUUCGCAAAAACUGCAGUACCAAACAAAAAAGCCUACUUUUUUGCUUCGGAAUCUACCAAAAUGCCUGAAAAUGCCAAACUCCCUCACAAUGUUGCAGUCCUGCCAACACAUAGCCUCGCCUUGUGGGUGUGGCCAAGCAGAGGAUGGACGUGGACGUGGACAUGUCCACGCCCUAUUUUGAAGAAUUUCAGGAGGUAUUUCAGUCGCUUAAACGGUAUCUUUUGCGUUUACAUGUUCCGCGUUUGCCUAAAUAUACGUUAAUUCACCCAGGCAGUAUAAGGGUUUUCAUCGGAGUACAAUCGACAAGCCGAUUGCGUGGGACAAGAAGGCAUAUUACGCGCGGACGCGGGAUCCCUCCGCUCCCCCCAUACGUCGUCGGUGGUAGGCCAACCACUGGAAUUAUAAAUGCCCGAACUUGUCCCAAAAGUUUAUACGGGUAGGCAUCUUACUGCAUUGCUUACUAGAAAGUUCAGAACUCGUAGAAAUAAGUGAGGGCGCAGUAACAGGCAGGUGCUAUCUGUCAGAUUUACGGGGAUUCAUCCUGUAGGCCCAAAUGCCACUAUCCAAAACAAAGAAGUUGUUUCGCAUGCUGCGGCCAUACCACUCAGAGUUUUCCAAAGAUCCGUAGACGACAUUACAAACGACUCGAACUUUCCUUUCGCAGGCCCCUGAACAAGGGCAGCUAUGUCCAUUUGGGUCUUGGGCGUGUUCUACUGGACCAACUGUGCGCACGACUUAUCACUGUCUGAGGAGGGGCGGACGAGUUCACUACUUUGAAUGCCAGACCAUCACCUGGCCUCCGCCGAUCGGAGCCUAUUUUUGAUACGCCAUCUAGGGACUGCAUUUCCCCCGUUAUUAACAUCAUUAAUUACUUCCAUGGCAAUAACACUACCUAUGUUUUACGACGGACCUUUUUUGCAGGAGCCGCCGAUAACCGGUGGAAGUGGUCUAGAAGCCUUUUAGUGUCCCGUUGUGAACUAUAACCUUGCCUGUAUUUUUCGCACUGAUUGUCCUCACUUGCAAACGCUAAUAAAUCGUCGUUUCUAACCCUUGUCUGCACACUUUUCUAUGCUGUGUACAUUUACGUGGAGUGGUUAUCGCUGAUUUGCACUAGCCGAGGCUGAGAGGAUUCAAUGACACAUGUAAAGGUACUGCGGUAGCCGAUAGUUUAGAAUGAAUGCACUCGCGAGUGCAAAACCGAAGCCAAAAAAGGUGGAGGAACUAAGGGGAAAUGGGGAGCGCCGCCGCGCAUUUCUUCGGAUGCUGCGGCCAAACCUGACUAUCGUGUCUAAUAUCACGGACUAGCCACGCCAGAGAGCCUCGUCUGGCCUCUUCAUAUCCUCCUAUUGCCACGGCGACAAGGCACGGCCAGCCGAGGCUGAUGCUGGUAGGAAGGGGAAGUAAAGCAUUUAUAUAGUCUAAACUUACUAUAUAUUUUACAAGACUGACGGUGUAACUGCGCAUUUGUACCUCCAGUAUACCCAAACCAUAUAGCCUCCAUGGAAAAACUAUCAGAAACCUUAACCGUACAAAAAUAUUUAUCCAUGACUUUACAAUCUAAUCACGAGUCACUCAUGCGGCAUCUCAAUGAUCGAAUUCACCGAUCAACGGGGUGGUCAAUGAAACUAUUACUUCGGCAUUCAAGAAAUGUUUGAAUUUCAUGUAGAAGCCAAGACAAGUCAAAAGCAUUUGAUCUAAUUUGCUAGUAAUCUAAAAUACACGAGUAGACGAUUAUUGGUUUUUAUCGGGGUCUAAGUGUUGCCAUUUUGCAUAUUAGGAUGAAAAGCAAGUCCGUUUUUAUUUUUUCAACACCAGUCUUUCUAGGGUACAGUUUUUGACUAAUUUAAUGCAAAUUUCGGUGUUGGUCUCAAUGUGUGUUCUGCCUCCUAGUAUAGAUUACCUCAUAGAUGUCCGAUAUGGCACUAUCUAGUCUGUAUGAUUUAAUCGAGGCUAGUAAAGGACUGAGUGAGGCCAGUGAAGACGACUGUGGGCAAUGCUUUAAAACACUGGCCAUGUCUUAGAUGACUUACGAGAGUCGGCAACCCUUAAAUUAGUUUAAUUCAUGAGAAUUUGUGUAAUACACGAAGGCUUUGUGGGGUGCAAAAUAAACUAGCAUUUCUCGCAUAUAAAUGAAGAUAUCGAUUAGAUGGCUAUACUGGCUGACGACAGGGCAAUACCCCGUACUUAUGAAUAUAAAACAAAAUAUUUUUCUCAUAUAAUUUUAAGUGAAGCAUUGACAAUCGCGUGUCAGACUUUAUUAAACGACCCGUGAUGUGUCCAGCAAAAGCAUCUAAAACGGAAAAAUCGUCUGUCGUGCGUAAGUAAAAUCAGGUGAAUUUUGUCAGAAAAUGUUCAUGACAUGCACAAGAGGAUGCUGGGAGGAUGAAACACUGCGUAAAAAGUAAGUGUACGGAAAGGAUAAUCGUAAGGCAUUUGGUGUGGUUUUGAGUCUACUUUACGUGUUUUUCCAAUGCAUUGGGGUUCCGUGAAAGUAUGGCAAAGUAGACGCAUAAGCGGCUGGGUGCCACUGGAGAGGAAUAUCGACCAUACUUCGGAAUAGCAAAUAGAAGCGCUCGAAGGAAGCCUGGAAUGUGUAACCAUGGUAUAAAAGAACUGUCGCAAAUCAAGUAGGAACCAGCGCAUCUGUCGCCAAUUUGCCUUCGACUGAAUCGUUGCCGAUAAGCACUAAGCAAGCAUUUGAAGACAUUGUUAUGCGACUGCGCGAGCAUGCUAACCUCAAAGAUAAAACAGUUUCUAAAUGAAAAUGAUAACUGCGACCUGUAUAUAAGGAAGCAACUUGGAUGAAGGUUUUAUUGAAAAGGACUGCAUUAGAAAAGUCCGCCAAAACUUUUAGAUUCGCGGUUUCGUUCCAGUUUCCGCUGAACCGAAUACCCCAUAAAUGUUCUUCGGGGCUUCCUCCCUUCCGGUAUUUUCAAUGAUACGCCAAAGUAAUUAACUGUCACUUACAGACAUCAUUCAACUAGGUUUAAUAUCGGCAGGCAUCAACUAAUAAUAUACAGAAGAUUGCCGGCGAAUGUUUUACGGGUGCACAGAUAGAUAUUUCGGUCCCUAAUAACUCCUGAGAACUAUCGAAAUCUUUCGACAAUAACACGGACGCCCAAAUAGUUUUAAAAAGUCCCAGCAUUUUUUUCUGUAGAUCCAUUGCCAUGAACGCCGAAAGAAACCAUACUUGACACUGCUUUACAGCUGUGUUGCUGCUCUACUACGCCUAGCAUGCGUUCGUUACAGAUACCUUUGAAUGAUGAGAUUAAUGCACAAAUUUUCGGCUAAAUAAGUCAGUAAGCUAAACCAGCUGCCUGGGAUUCACUAGCUGCGUAGGUGGUUUCCAGCCCACUUUAUGCCUUUCGGACGUGAGCACUGUCUGAUAUCUGAAUUUCAAAAGUUAGUUUCUGUUCUUUUCGUCACUGAUUUGGCGUGCUCGCAGGGAGGUAGUCAAUACGUAUGCCGCGCUCCAAAUCGCAGCCAUUGAGCAUUCUCAGGCCGAAGGCUGCCUCUGAGCUCCCUCAAAGAAUAUACCUUGCUGCUCCCGAGGGUGAGAUUUUUUCCCCGCGCAGGCUUUCUGCUCCUUGUCCAUUUUCGACCGCUAACGGAACUUCCGUAAAAAAAAAACAAGCGGGUCCAGGGCAGCGAGAUUUUUUUGACUAAUCCGACAGGUAGAAAUACAAACAUUAAGAAUACCACUCCGUGGGUGUUACCCACUGUGAUGUAAGUAAUGUUAAGUGAAAUGUAUUUUUGUUAAAAGGAUGUACCAAGUAAAAAGGGAAAAAAUUGACAUAAGUCGUAGAGCCAGUAUGUUUAAAAGUACUGUCGGAUAAGAGAACUGAACAGACAAUAUUUGGUGAAGUUAUUGCCCUAAAUUGCAGAGAUAAGAAGGUCUUCACGGUACGCAAAACAAAUAUUCAGAGUAAGUGAACGGAUGGCAAAGGGUUUCAUAGGCGGGAAUUGGCAUGAUUAGGCGGGUUCGAUAUCCUAGAAAUAUUGAAUAAUGCGAAUCUUAUGGGAGAUCGUGACGGUAGGCAGGAAAGUUUAAAUUGAAAUGUAAUAUAGUCUCAUGGGUCAGCAUGCAACAAUUGGAAAAUCGGGUCAGACGCAUUCAAAAAGGUCCUUUGUGCGUCUAAGCUGCUCUGGUUGUCAACUGUUCUAAACUAUUUGCGUCUGCCCGUAAAGUGAUUCAUCGGUAAAAAUGAAAAAAAUGUGCAGAAAAAAAGAGGAUCGACUGUAUCAAAGGAGUAAACUAAACAGUGGAUGUUGAGAAUAUAUGUUACGAAGUUAUAUUAUUUGAUAACUUUAAAAAUUCCGCAAAUGGUUUUCACAAUCUUUUUAGCAUAUUUUAUUUUCUGGGAUCAUCAGAUAGCUUAUGCAAACCGAUAGAGAAAGCGUAAAUCGGAAAUGCCGGUAUUCGGCGACUUGAAAAAGUCACGAUAAAACACUCCAGAAAAUUCAACGAAUGAGCAUCUGUAAUUACUAGUGCCUUAUUCAUGGAAGCAUCAAAAUUUGCAUCAAGUUGUCCCCACACAUGGCGUUUUCUGCUUUAUUCCCGGGCCGAAUAAUUGUCAAUAAUUCAGUGCCAAAGUCUUCAAAGUGUAACCUGUCGCUACAUUAGAGUGCUUGAGUCGGCAUGGAAAAUCACUUGUUGUUGUUGCACACUGCAUUACUAUUUGCUAGGAAGACCUACAGUUACGAAUUGUCGUAUCCAUCAUUAGAAAGCCCUCUGUGGUUGUAAAAAUGCCUACAGAAACCUUUACCCGUCGCAUUUCAUUCAAAUGAAGAUUCCAUCUCCGGCAUCUCGGUGUCAGCAGCUGAUACCUGGCCAGGAAAUCGUAUGCCCUUGUUGGGAAGAAUAUUCAUUUGUGUAUGGUACUCUGACGAGACUCAUUGUGUUUGCGCAUCAUCACUAAUAUGGAUGGAGAACAUCAGACGAGAUAGCGAAUGACAAAAUUACACUAACAAUGACUAUUCAUAAACUACAACGGAGGUGGGAGCUGACAUCAUUUGACACACUAUAAAUAGGUAUUUAGGGACAGGAAAUUCUAUAUUGUACUAAAUCACUCCAAUGCUGCAAACAUGACGCCAAAACACACGAUAGUAGGAAAAUCAGUUUAUUAACAAACGUACUAUAUAUGCGAUUCUAUAAAUGCUUAAGCUAAAAGGACGCAACGUCUGUCUAUGCACCCUUCAUAUUGAAACUGAUGGUUCAAAACUAAUAAAAAGAGAGCUAACACAUGUGUUUGUGCCACAGCAUCUCAUUUUGUUGCUAGAAAGCAUUGUUAUUUGUCUCAUGAGGGCUUAAUUCCGUAGAAAUACCUACAAUCUUGCAUAAUGAAUGAACAAAUGAUUUUGCAUUCUGCAUUUUGCUACUUCAAAAUCCAAUACAUUAGGGCGCUUUCUGUUAUCAUUUGUUUGGCCCCCGCCACAGUAAUCUGUUCGCUAUUUUAAGCAGACGCUCUCGAUUCGCAUGCGACGCUCCUCUUUUGCCCUUUCGGUUAGCGCCUGACUGAGGAUUCAGUAGAUUCUUUGGCCUCUAGGUUUGCUGUUAGAAUUCACUGUAGUGGCAGUGUGUCCAAGGGUUAUGCUAAAUUUCUGAUGCAUAAAGUCCACCAACAUUAACUCUGAUCCAGUUACUUUCGACGCUGCGUUGCCCUUUUUACCUAUAAAGUCAAGUGUUCAUGAUUUGACCAGUUAUUUGUUGGUACGCUCGUUCGGAAUUUCGGAGAAAAGACCAACGUCAAAAUGCUGGAUUACAUGAAAAACUAUAAAUAUAUGCUAACGAAAGAGUAAUUUAUCACUUAAAACGCUUAUGGAUGCAUGCAUAAAAAAUAAAAGACACAGUUAUGCAAACAAUCUGAUAGGCGACAAUUGCGUUUAACUAUAUCCGUUAGGUCCUGAUUGACCUCAAGUAGACACAUGAUUGGAAAUAAUAAUAGCACGAUGACUGGUUGUCGUGCAAGCCUGCUUUUGGUCAUAUUCUGUUUAACUGACAUCUGCUCCUCCCGAAUAAAAAUUUCAGUUGAGCCGUCUAUUGCGCAGCUCAAGUCUGCAUUAAGAAUACGAUGUGAAAUCGAUACAAAGCGUUUUGAAAUUAUGUGGUUUAAGAACGGGAGACAAUUUGCGGAGAACUGCCUAAAUUUUCGAAUCCUCCCAUUAAAUUUUACGUGUAUCCAAAAUGGGACUUUUGUGGAAUUACUUUUUAACGCUGUCGAAUAUGAAAUUAGAGGAAACUGGUCUUGCCAGCACGGAGACCAAUCCGACGGAAUUGAAGUAAAUGUCAAAGGUAGAUUUUGCGUGACUACAUCAUAUAUGACAGCUGUAACUGUCAGCAUUCAUUUGAGAAUAUUUUUACGUUGUAAGAACGCAAAUAUUUUUGUAGCCAAAAUGUUAAAAAUGUAAGAGUUAAUAUGCACUGCAUUUUCAACUUUCGUUUGCACUUUAAAUUCCUUUCAGGCCGUUAUUUUUUAGACCGCGUCAGAGACUGCAUGAAGCCUUUACAAGUUUCUUUGAUGUGCAUUUUGAUGAUUUACGGCAAUUCCUUUCUACUUUCCAUGAUUAAUGCACUAUUGCGAAGUGAAGUCGACCUUUUUAUACUUGCAUCUAGAGUACAUUUUAUUACCCUUGAUAGCAAAAAUAGUGUAUUUGCAGCUCAAAGUUUACUUCUCAGCUUGUGAUUAUUUCACCGCUCACCUGUUCUUAAAAACGAUCUAGGUUUUUUAGACCUUUCAACGUAAAUAAAUAUUUGCCAUGAAAAAGACUUUUUCGUUUUGUUUAGGAAUCGCAAUUUUUGGUAUGAUGGGGGCUGCUAAUCUCCAACUGCCCGAGAAUGACACACAGCUCAUUGACAAAAAUAAAUAUCAUGAUGUUGGUUUAUUUUCUUUGACAGAAUGCGGAAUUCCUCUUUAGACGGACUGUAUAUACUGUGAUUUGUAAUGCGGCUUGUAAACUGCCAUUUAAAACCUACGGUUUGCACGUGCGGUAAAAGUACGGACCGAAGAAGGCAUUUAAAAACAACUUUUAGUGAGUUUAAUCUGAAAUUUUUAAAGAGCCCAAAACUCAGAAGUAACAAGGGGUCAUGCUUAAACAUUGCAUACAACUAGUAAACAUAUCGUAGUGACACCCGACUGCUUACUUGAGUCCCUGCUUAUUUAAAUGUCAUCUUUUAUCCGCUUGUAUGUCGCAUUGCGUUUAGUUACACAGGCAGAUCACUGUGAAUGUCACGGUGUAUUCACAGAGCCCGCGAACUUGUCCACUUAAGAGAGGAUUUUUCACUCCUUCCAGUCCCGCUGAUUGUAAAGACUUCGGAGAUUAAGCUUAUGUCCUCAACCAGUAGUACAACAGUCUCUGGGGCAAGCGCGCUUCGUCGAGCCGGUGAAAUCCACGAUGACGCCUUCUCCAUCGCUGGCCCUCGCGCUGCUGUUGUCAUCAGGCAAUUGUCUGUUGGUGAGGAGACCACUACAAAAUUGGUCGACGUUGACUUUGGCAGUGGUACGCGAGCCAAUCCGAUCAACUUGAUACAGAGCCAGCUCUCUGGUAUGCACUCCGUGGAAAUCGAAUGUUCCACUAACUGCGUCUCUCAGUUAACGCCGCUCCGGUGGACCAUACGCAAUGGGGUAGGGUAAAUUUCAAACUUUCUUAUUAUUUGUAACCCACAAAUACUCGCACUGACUGUUUAAAUUCUGUUGUUCCGAUCGAUCUAAGUUACCCUUUGCUGACUGUAUGAGGUACGACUUCCUGACUCGGGCUCCCGUGAAACAAAGAUCCCGGGAGUCGAAUCACACUUCACCCUGUACCACAGCGGCCCCCGCGAUUCCUCUGGUCGACACGGUGUGGCGAUUGCCCUAUCACAACAAGCGGACCUCGCGCUACUUGCUUGGGAACCAGUCAAUGACCGUAUGGCCUACGUGCGACUGAAGGGUCACUUCACGAACAUCUCCAUCGUCGCUGUGUACGCACCAACUUCGGCUACCGACCAGCGCGAUAAAGAGGCGUUUUACUGUCAGUUGCAAGCGCUAGUUGAAAGACUGCCUCGCCGCGAUCUGCUGAUUGUUGCUGGCGAUUGGAAUGGUCGAACUGAACCUGGAGACCCCACAACCAGUCAUCUUCUUGUCCGCUUUGAGCUUGGUUCCCGAUGUGAAAACUGUGAGAGAUUACUGAGCUUCGCAGAUCGAAACCGACUGCUUGUCACCAACACAUGUUUCCAGCAUCGUAAAAAACAUCUGCUGACCUGGUUUUCAAACGACGGUCGUACGGCCAGUCAGAUUGACUACAUACUAGUCAGCUCAAGGUUCCGCUGCUGGGUUCACGAUAGCAGAUCGAUGCGUGGUGCCGAGACUGGUAACGCCCAUGGUUUGGACCAUGUCCUCGUCCGUACACGCCUGAAAGUUCAUCUCCCAUCCGCACCAAAAAUGCCACGUCCUAGACGUCUCAAUGUCGCAAAAAUCCGGCAAGCCAGCACUGCCGAGGCCCUAAGCAGAGAAAUCCGGACCUGUUUUACGACCCUAGCCGACGGAGAAGUCAGUAACCAGUGGUCGUCACUGAAGACCUCAGUCUAUGGGGCAGCUGAGACAAUCCUUGGAUACACCCAGCGACGCCGCAGUGACUGGAUCAGCGGAAGAACCCUGCAGUUGUCUGCUCAAACGCCUAGAGCCAGGUCCCGCAACGAUGAUUACUUCCGCCAACUUCGGAAGAUAACGGCAAAAUCGGCCAGGGAUGACCGGAAGCAAUAUUGGGCUGAAAUAGCGACAUCCAUGGAACAGGCCUCAAACGUUGGUGACACCCGAAAGCUCUACCCUCUGAUCCGCCAAGUUAGCGGUAAGCCCUCUACACUGAGUGACUCUGUUCGCGAUGUGAACGGCAGCUUUAUAGCUGACAACUCGGCCAAAGUCGAGCGCUGGCGUGAGCACUUUGAGCACCAUCUCAACUUCGAUACCCAACCUACAUCGCCCUUGCUCUCCUCCUCAGCGGAGUUUCUUCCCUCUCCUACCUAUGCAGUGCCAUGCGAUUCCCCCUCCGAGGAAGAAGUCGCCGAUGCCAUACGAAAGUUGCGCAACAAUAAGGCACCCGGAGAGGACGGUAUACCCGCUGAAAUCUUCAAGUCUUGUGUCGACACUCUGGCGCCCUGGCUCCAUGAGGUGAUUGAACGAGCGUGGAGAGACGAGGUUGUUCCUGAUGACUGGGGCUAAGACAUCCUUGUACCUAUCCUCAAGAAGGGAGAUAAGAAGAGAUGCGAGAGCUACCGCGGCAUAAGUCUCAUCGACGUUGCUGCGAAGAUCUUCGCUAUUGUCCUACUCAGACGAUUCCAGGCUGUGCGUGACUCAAGGACGAGGCCCAACCAAGCCGGAUUUCGUGCUGGACGUGGAUGCGCAGAUCAGAUAUUCACACUGAAGCGCAUUCUCGAAUUUCGCCAUAGCUACCAACAACCGACGGCCGUCUGCUUCGUUGACUUUGCCGCCGCGUUCGAUUCCGUUCACCGUGAGUCCCUGUGGCAGAUAAUGGCGCUAGAUGGUGUACCGGCAAACAUCAUCGUCAUGAUCAAGGCCUACUAUCGCUCCACUACUGCGAGAGUCCUGGUUCGUAACAAUCUUUCCCAACCGUUCGGUAUUCGGUCUGGCGUCCGACAGGGUUGUAUCCUGUCACCCAUAUUGUUCAACUACGCUAUUGACUGAAUCCUCGGGAGGGCCCUACGCGACAGUGACGGCGUUGAAUUUGCACCCGGACAUCGACUGACUGAUCUCGACUAUGCCGAUGAUAUCGCCUUACUUGCUUCAAGUUUUGGUGAUCUGCAGUCUAUGGUGUCACGGGUGAACGAGGUCGCUAAAUCCGUCGGUUUGUCCAUAAACGCUGGGAAGACCAAAGUAUUCUCAGGCUGCAUACCUGACCAGGAGAAGGCAUCCCUCGGGUUUGAUGGCUGUCAACUUGAAGAAAUGGAUAGUUUUAAAUACCUCGGGGCGAGGCUGCUGCCUAAUGGACAGAGUAAGGAGGACAUUGUCUCCCGAAUCGAUGCUGCCCGCUGGGUUUUUUCAAGCCUUCGGAAAUGCCUGUGGAACCGACGUGACCUAUCCAUCGCCACUAAGAUUCGCGUGUAACGUGCAUCUGUUCGGUCUGUCCUUUUCUACGGUUGUGAAUGCUGGACUUUGCGCGUGGAGGAUGAGCGAAAACUGGAGGUAUUUGACCACCACUGCUUGAGGAUCAUCCUUCGAGUGAAGCUAACCGACUUCGUUUCAAAUGAGACAGGCCGCGAUCGCUGCGACAACAUCGCAGGGAUGACUCAGGCCAUCCAAGAAAGACGACUGAGGUGGUUCGGGCAUGUUCUUCGUCGUCCACCUCAGGAGCUCAAUGUUACUGCCCUCGAUCCGGCACCGUUGCCCCAUUGGAAGCGUCGAAGAGGGUGUCAGUUCAAAACCUGGCUCGACACUGUCCGUCAAGACAUGGAGGUGGUUCUUGGACCUUCGGUAUUCGGUCUCCGUCGUUGGCGACGGUAACGGGUUGAGCAGUCUAGAUCUGCUGUCGCCGAUCGUCACGCGUGGAGAGGUACAAUUCGGGACAUCAUCGAGGCCGGCUAGAUCAGACAUGAUCGCAGCCGUAUCAAGUACAAGUACAAGUAAGUAUCCUUUCCAGCAAAUUGUUGUUAAAUUCGGUAAUCGACAAUGCCUUAGAAGGCCUUUUGCGAACUGAUCAUCCGACAAGUGAAAAUGGCGUGCAUCAGUAAACCUAGCUUGCCGGAUUAAAUAGGGCUUUCCGUCUUGCCUUCAGAUGUCAUCGAAUACUUUCAUGGCUGUCAGGUUUUUCGAAAACCCUUGUGGACAAUUGAUUUACUAAACGCAUAGAUCUAUAGUCAUCGCUUCAGACUCGCCUGCCAAAAGAAGUCGAUUGGCUAGGCAAAUAUGUACCUAUAUAUGCACGCAUAUAUCACAUUCGUCCUCUCUCGAAGAGUAAACAGUAAAGGAGGCGGCGCGCUUACGGACUGAGUCAUAAUUGUACAUUUGGUGAGCAAUUUUAACAUCUGGUCGGUCGUCUCUGAUACGUACUUUAUUUUCACCAGACCAUGCUAUAACCUUAGUGAUGUUUCCGUUCAGGUUCUCUGAGGGUAGACACAUAGGUAUAAAUUGAAAAACAGGCAUCCCAAGAAAUAUAAUUAGAAAGGUGAAGUUCUUUGGGAAAGAGCAAAAUUUUAUUGUGAAUUUUCGAGACUGGUUCCCCAGCUCGUCUUCAGACAACGGGUGUGCAAAAACAACUAACUUUUAGACUGAGUAGCAAAAUAAGUCCAUGAUUGGUUAAGGUUGUCAUCUCGGGAUUGGCUGACACAGUUUGAAUCUGUCCUUAACGAUUUUGUAUGUGGCAUCUAAAUCGAUAUGCCUGUGGAUGCAUGCCUCAUCUGAGUGCAUUGCCUCCAGGAAUUCGCGGCCUUUUCUUGUUUGGCAGGCGCCAACAAUGCGAGUGUUCUCCCAUGCGAAUUUAUGCCCAGUGUCUAGUGUGUGCAUGGCCAGCUGGGAUAGAUGGUCGCGUCUCUUCACCGCUAACUGAUGCUCAUGUAUACGGGUUGAGACAGAUUUCCCAGUUUGGCCACAAUAAACGGCAUCACAACUAGAACACGGGAUUUCGUAGGCGACACCUUUUCUUUCGAGGUAGCCGACCCUGUCCUUAGGGUGCACAAGCUGUGUGCGUAAGGUAGUUGCCGGCUGGUGUGCUACGUGUAUCUGGUACUUUUUCAAUUGUCUUUCGACAAGUUCAGAUACAUUUUUGACGUAUGGGGGAGUUCGCCAUGUGGUUUGUUUUGGUGCCUGAGUGGCCGUAGCACUGGAAAUACCUUUUCCCUUGAGUUGCUGGUGCCUCAUGCAUUGACGUAUAAAGUCAUACGGGUACCCAUUUUCGGAGAACAGUUUGUAGAGGUAUUUCAUUUCUGCUCGAUAACUUGUUUCGUCAGAGCAGUGGGUUUUGGCUCGAUUCAGAAGGCUGUAGACUGUGCUCCGUUUGUGAGAGACAGGGUGGUUACUCUCAAAGUGUAGGAUGACCUCUGAAUACGCCUCUUUGCGAUAAACUGAUGUCUGGAGUGAUCCAUCGGUUUUUCGACGUAUAAGGACAUCCAGGAAUGGGAAUUGUCCAUAGUUUUCGGCUAAUAAACGUCUUCGGAUAACCGUCCUGGUCUUCAAGUCUGAACCAGAUUGUGAGCUGUCGAAUGGUUACACUGAAAAAUGAGACUCUGCGCCGUUAUCGUUGAUUUUACGUAAAUUUUUUGCUUCUAUUUCGUCACUUGGACCUCGCUUGAGGAGCCCGUCCAGCAAGGGUACUUGUUGCUCCUGUUCUUUCCUCUUUGCUAAUUCUUUAGCAUAUUUUUUCUGACGAUGACAACUUUGUUGUCCACGCAACGGCGCCAAAAGUUCGGCAUCUGGCGGGAGAAGACAGUCUUCUCCAGCUCCUGUAGGACCAGUUGUGUCGCUGGACCAGAGAUUUGGGAGCUCAUCGAGUCUUCUUGAUAUACCUAUACGUUUCCCCUGCAAACGUGAAGUAAAGUCUUUGACAAAACUCGGACAGUCUCUAUUUCGGAUGGGCUCUGUGUUCCGUCGUAUGUCUCCCCAACUUUCUUUCGCAAGACUAUGGGCCAAACGCAGCAAGGUAGAUGUGGAUAAUGACCUCACGUCGAAAGAGGCCAUGAUUUCAGCCCAUUGGAUUCGCCGACUUCGGAAGUCUACGUGGAAUUGUAGGUUUAUCGAACUGCGGUAGUCAGACUGGCUCGGACGAUCUUCACAGGAGAGUUAACACACAUCUCCGUAUGUGAGCCAUUCUCCCGAAGCUACCAUGAGCAGCAGAGUCAUAAAAAUAAAGGACCGAUUAAACCCUAGGGAGGAGUCCAGUGCAGUUUAUCGUAUGCCGUGCCUAAAUUGUCUUUGCAACUAAACAAGUCAGACAAAAUGCGUGCUCCGAUCGUGUAGACACGAACACAAUCUGGUCGUAUGACAAUGACAAAUUAUUGUAAGUAACCGUCCACACCUUCGAAACAGACCCGGAGUUUAACUUGGCAGAAACCGGAAGACCAACCGAGAGUUGACUGAAGCCUGGGGCUUGGAUAAGGACGCAGUCAGUCGAUGUGUCGAUCUGUCGCCGGUAUACAGAACCCUGCGCAAUCCCUUUCAACUCUUCGGCUCCGAUCGCUGAUUGGCGUUUAGACUCAGGUCGAGUUAUAACAUGGAACACAAAGGCGGGCCAAUUUACAAAUUGGUCUAAGCAGUUUUUUGGAAGCGUUUAGUAAUCCAUGUAUUUUGCUUAAAAUAAUCUGCGAUCAAUGACGCUUUGAGUCGCCUUCAGUCGGAGUUUCUACUGGCGCGGGGGCGAUUUCACACUUCAAUUUCCCCACAACAAACAGCCAAACGCCCUUUCAAUUGAUCACAUCAGGCUAGUAAUUGAACUUGGGGAUGCAAUAAACUUACCGAAUCCUAUUCACGGCUUUGGGUCCCUUUGGAAGGACUCCUUCUUAUGAUGCUCUUUUGGGUGGCUAUCCUGGAUGAAAAAUCGUCACCCUUCUCGGAAUGAAACAAACGCGAACGAUGACUCAAUCUCUCCACUCGCUGCGAAAGGGAGACUGAUAUGGCGAAAUUAUGCCUUUUUAUGGUCAACAGCAAGUGCCUAGGGAAGACAAAAAGUAAUGUGGACCAACUGCCGCCUGAGCUCAAAAUUAUCUUCCUUUCUUGUUAUUUCAGACCGUUCCAAGUACGUUUAGGACGUAAUAGACAGGAUUACUUUAAUGAAGAUACGGAAGGACCCACCCAUGCAACGCUGGUGCGAUUGGCGACACAGAGGUCAAAAUGCUAUUGGCAGCACAUACCUCCGUGUAGUCUGUUAAGGAUUACUACGAGGGUUCCCAAUGAAUUCGUGUGUAUGUGUGUCAGAUGUUUCGGUCCCUCCGCUUCCGAACCGCGUUCGUCAGUUCUAUGCUUCCCCGCCCCUUGCCAGAGAUCUUACACUACUGAAGGCGGACUGAUGCAAACAAAAAAGGUUUUUUUUAAAAUCGGAAAAAUGAAUGCAUUUGUCUCUUCUACUCCAUUGUCUCCCCACCUGUCAAGAGCAUUAUGUCGGAGUACGAAACCCAACUGGUCUCUAACGGUGACUGCCCAGACGGUCUGUCUACCAUUCGCACUCGAGCCACCUUCACCUGCCUCAUCCGGCCCAUCCACGGCGCUGCGCCCAGGGGGAGUGCUGUGCCGUCCAGCGGACACAAUCCGCCGCCGCCGCCCCUGGUGGGUCUCAACCGCAUCACCUGUGCGCCGGGCAGGCUUGGUCGCACUAUUGAACACAGGCUUUUGCACCUGUCGUUCGGAUGUUCCACCUCCGCGGCGCCUGUUGCCGGUUCCCUUGACGAGGACUGUUUGCAGAAUGGAUACCGCAAUUCCGUCUGCCUUUUCAUUGUCUGUCCAGGUAGGGCUGUGCACUAUGAACUAGUUUUAUCGUCUUAACUUCCGCCUAGAGUGGAUGUGCUAACUCAUGAAAAGUCAACCAAAAUUUCGAAAUGCGUUCUCGUUUCGAAAAGAUAAAUUAAGCAGUGUUGUAAAACUAAUCAUGAUGCAGCAUAAAUCUAUAAUGAUCCAGUUACCUCAGGGUGUCGGCUUUAGAAAGAACUUAUUUUCGGCUGCAUGCAAUAUCUAUACUCUGCAAAAAAUGACUACUUAAGAAGCAUGCAAUUUUCUCAUUGAUUUUCGAUGCCCUUGAAAAUUCAAUUACAUUUCAUGGAAAACAUGCAUAAAAAUAUUAAUUCUUUUACUUAUUCGGUAGAAAAUCACGUCUUCUUCCGAUUUCAUACGCAAAAGAAGAGUAUAAUUCGGUUUUUAAAAACUUUUCUAAUUCCUGAAUAAUGUUUAACCCGACCUGCUGUUACACUUUCAUUCAGGGUUUCAAAACUACAAGCUGUAUAUUUUCCGUGUACGGGAAACCAUGCAUUUCUCUUCGGUGUUAAGAGGAGACCAUAUGAGGUUCAUAAAAGUACGCAGUGAAUUUGAGCAAUAUUGUUAACUCUACAAGCCACAUUCGUAAAUGCAGAUAGAUGACGUUUCAUGAACGGCCAUUUAAAGGUAUUAAGAAAUCUCACAAUUAGAAACUUUUUUAAAACCGAAUUAUACUCUUCUUUUGAGUAGCAAAUUGGAAGAAGACGUGAUUUUCUACCAAAUAAGUAAAAGAAUGAAUAUUUUUAUGCAUGUUUUCCAUGAAAUAUAAUUGCAUUUUCAAGGGCAUCGAAAAUCAAUGAGAAAAUUGCAUGCUACUUAAGUAGUCAUUUUUUGCAGAGUAUAGAUCUUGCAUGCAGCCGAAAAUAAGUUUUUCCGAAAGCCGACACCCUGAGGUAACUGGAUCAUUAAAAAUUUAUGCUGCAUCGUGAUUAGUUUUACAACACUACUUAAUUUAUCUUUUCGAAACGAGAAUGCAUUUCGAAAUUUUGGUUGACAUUUCAUGAGUUAGCACAUUUUUUUAUCAGAUCCCUCAUCGUAUCAUCAUCACCAAUACCACCGCCUUCACCGCACCACCACCGCCACCACCACCACUACCACCACCACCACCAUCACCGCCACCGCCACCACCACCGCCACUAUCACCGCCACCACCACCACCGCCACCGCCACCACCACCACAAAAAAAAUUGUUGUUUUCUGUUUCGCUAUAGGGUGAGAUGGCACAUUCGGCCGCCGUAUUUUACGGUCUUAACAAUUUGGUCGGACAUUUUGUGACGUCCUCUUAGGAUUCCAGUAUGAUUCCCUUCAAACUGUCAAUCGAACAAAAACUAUACGACAAUCCUUCGUUUAGACAUUUAGAAUGCAGUAUUAAAGUGCAAGGCGCAUGACUAACAAUAUCCCAUACGCAUAAUCAGCACUCUUUGUCCUCUCCAUCCCAAUUCGAAUUCAACCACCGAACCAGCGGGGAUGGUCAUUUUACAGCAUACGAAGAUUAGUAUCCCAUAACGCCAUGUUAUUGUUGCUUGAAGGCAAUGGCUGGGGAUUGAGGUGAGUCCAAUGUGCCUUGGACAGUUUAGACGAAGCAAUCAGCUCUAUUUAUAGCCUCAGUUUCAACCAUAACGCCCUCUACUAAACUGAGAGAGAUAUACUUUUAAAUCGACAAGCAGUGUGCUUACGCAGUCUUCCAACGAUUGUUCAGACCGCCCCCCUGCUACGGUUUCCCUUCAGUGCUCGAGGCCGCUUGCGACUGCGCUGUGGCCUCUCUCUCUCAAGAGCCUGAUGGGUGUAGCCACGCGAAAUGUGCUUGAGAGGACGUUAGCAUGGCUCUUUGCUGAUGCGGUGUAUGAAGGAAGGAUGGUGGAGCGAAGGCCGUGAUAUUGGGGGGGCUUCGGUGUGCGCGCACUGCCUUCUCAGGUCAAUCACUGGCCCUCCCAGCCCUUUCGUGCGUCCUAGAGCUCGCGGGGUUAGGCCCUGUGCCGCAUCGCCGCCCCCCCCCCUCCCCAGCCCCUCAUAUGAGCAUCACUCAGUCAUGCGGGAAUGGUGGUGGCUGGUAAGUGGGAAGGACGCGAUACGAUUGGCUCUUCUAAUUGCUGCUUUGUCCACGCGUGCACGUUAUGUCGUCGUCGAAAUAGCCACCGUGCUUACUCGUACGAGGACAGGCUCUAACAUGUUGGAGGUGUUGAAUGGUUACUAUUUUUCUCUAGUCACCUCCACAGCUAUGGCGGGGGGGGGGGUUCGGCGUGUAUGUUGUUUUUGUGUUCACCUCGUAAGUGCUCCUUUUCUGUUUGUUGCUGUCGUACUUGAAAGGAGUCUGCGAGCCACCUUUCGACUUCUACAGAAGAACCUCUGGACGUAUCUUGCUUAAAUAUGAUCUUGAACUGGGUAAGGUCACUUGGUGAUCGCUACUGAACUUCCCUGGCCGAAGAUCUCGCUUCUAGUAGCCAUUCCAACCAUCCAACUAUCCUCGUAAUCCCACCAGUCGUAGAAUGAAAAUCUUUACAGAGGGCAGAAGGCCACACGGGAAGUACUACAGGAUAUCUCGUUUGACUGACAUCGUUGGUGAAUGGAGCGUUCUGAUCGGUAUGAGAUCCGAGCCGUAGCCUGGUACAUGUAUUGGGACCAGGUCGUGUGUGUGGCUCGCGUAGACGGGCUGUUUAAUUUUGUCAGCCACUGCAUCCGCGCCCACUUACGAUCGUCAUAACAUUACUCCUGCCAUUGGAGCCAGGUGGGUGAGGGAGGAGUGAGAGAGUGCGGUGAAUGCCAUGCGAGUCUGCCCCACUGGAAACUAUAUCACGCGCAAGUCACCGGUGAUCCGCACACUGCGAAGGACACACGGUGGACGUCAAGGCCUGCGGCGGUCGAACUGUCGGCGCCCCAAUAAAUGACGGACUUCACCUCCCUCUACGCCUUACUCCAUGCCUGUCCAAGUACUUUUGUGGCAACGAAGUUGAACUGUGAUCUUCUUCCAGGUCGGGAGCGGUCAGGAGGAAAAAAGGGCAGUUUUUUGCCCGCGCAUUCCGAUGUGUAUGUUUAGUCACUUUUGACCUGUGUACUUUCGGGGACAUACCACGUAGGAAUCACCGGUUCUCAUCCAAUUACCGAAGUUAAGUUACGUUGAGCCCGGUUAGUACUUGCAUGGGUUUUGGGCUGGGAAAGCGGGGUGUUGCAGACAUCUCUCUUUUAUAGGGUUUUCAAAGGCUCUGCCUAUCGCCAUCAUAUAUAUGUAUGUAUUGCUGAUUGAAGCAAAAAUGCGCGUUCCCGGAUAUAACUGAGAAGAUAAGGCGAUCGCAGGAACCAUAGGUAUAUUUGCCUGACGUUUCGAAAGCAAACAAGCUUCCAUCAUCGGAUGUGGUUUGCGUACUGCACGUCACAGUAUUUAUGGGUUUUUGUUCUUCGUGCUGGCGUGUCUCUGACUGCCAGCGUGCUGCAUCUCAAGGCUUGGCGAUUUGUUGUCAUGGCGGCAACGGUUCCUCCUCAUUCUUUGUCGGGUGUGAGAAGGGGAGCGGCAUCAAGGCGACAGAGACAAGGGAGACCGAAAUGGCCUUUUCUGGCUUAUUAGCCGUCAUCAGCCAGUCAUACCUAACCCCCAGUGUGGAUCACUUGAGAUUCGAACCCGAGAUCUUUGGUCAUGGAGUUUAACGCUCAUGACCAAAGAUCCCGGGUUCGAAUCUCAAGUGAUUCACACUGGGGGUUGGGUAUGACUGGCUGAUGACGGCUAAUAAGCCAGAAAUGGCCAUUCCGGUCUCCCUUGUCUUUGUCGGCUCCAUCUCAUCUAUGUCUACUACUAGUCGCUGUGCGACUGCCUGCGAGGGUUUAAGUAUGAGCCCCAAGGCACAACAAAACGAGCAUGUUCUGUAACCUGAUCGGUGAGCGCGCAUCUGUCAUAAGUAUAUAUGUAUGUAUAGUUGAGGUUGUGUGCAUUCCGAGAUAAUAUGAUGAAGUGAGAAGGCUCGUCGGAAAAAUUGAUUUGUACUCGUGAAUUUUCGAGCUGGUGACACCAACUCGUCGUCAGACGAAAUAAACAGAGGAGAAAGUGAAAUUGUCAGACCAAAUUGGUUGACGUGACAGGGCAGCCACUGACAGGCAAGCAACUAAUGUAUGAAAUGGGGGUGGACACAUAAUUAGGCUAGGAUCUGUGGCGGGGGAGGGGAGAGGGAACUGUUGCAGCUCCCUGUGUUAGAGAGCAGGGGGAUGAUGAUUCAAAGGGAGUACGGAGAGUGGACUUAAUGAUCGUCGAUCUGACAUGCGGGCAGAGGUCAGUGAGCCAACGUAGAUGUGUUAGGGGUUGCAGAUGCGGUUAGCUUUGUCCGGGGUAGGGGAUGACGAAAUUUUGCGAUUAUACGUGGCCCUCCCCCGCCACAGAUCCUAGCCUAAUUAUGUGUCCACCCGCAUUUCAUACAUUAGUUGCUUGCCUGUCAGUGGCUGCCCUAUCACGUCAACCAAUUCACAAAUCAAUUUUUCCGACGAGCCCUCUCUCUUCAUCACAUGUAUAUAUGUAUAUAAUGGUAGGGAGCGCUCACCGAUCGUUCUUACGGAACUCAGUCGUUCCGUUGUACCUUACGGGCUCUCUCUCGAGCCCAACCAGCAGCCUCACAACAGCGCAUGAUAUAGGCAGUAUUUUAUUACCGACAACGACAAUGGAGACUGGAAUGGCCAUUCAUGGCUUAUUAGCCAUCUCCAGCCAGUCAUACCCAAUCCCGAAGUGUGGAACACCCUAGGCUCGAACUCGCGACCUGUUAGUUACAAGUCCACGCCUCAAAACAAGUGUUCAGAAGCGGAAAACUUUAAAACUAUCUAGACUUUCUGUGUACCAAAGAAGAGAGGGUAUAUAGUGUUUGAAAGACCACUCAUCAAUGCGAUAUGGUGAUUUUGCUGUGUUUUGUAUCAAGUACUCCACGCUGGGAUAAAAAUACAAGGGUUGGACACAGGAAUCUGGACCUCCCCCACUACUACUCAUGGGUCCGAAAUCUAACCCUAACGCCCCUAGCCCUGAUGACGGUUUGAUCAUUGCGAGCGACGAUGUUCACCUCGCGCUCCGUUGCAGAUGAGGUAGGCACGAUGACUUGCGCGUGAAUUAGUUAUUAGUGAGGGUAGACUUGCACAGCGCCUGUCUCACUCUCUCGUCCUCACUUUAGCCCCGUGUCAAGACAUAGACAAGAAGACCAUCUUAACAUUACUUCUGCUUUCGGAGCCACCUGACUUCGCCAGUCUCUGUGCAGUGGAUUCGCAUGUGACCGAUCAGACCGAUGUGUGAGGUGAAUGUGCAGUCGAAAUAAGGACAAGUUGGGACCGAGUCUACUUCUCUUGAGGCGGGGGCGGUGAUGGUGAAUGUGUGCGUGAUAUUCUGGGCGUGAGGACCUUUUUGGCCGUUGGCGAUGGGGUGUGGGUGUGUCCAGCUCUGGGUCGCUCGUUUGCAGGUGUAGACUACGCCUAGUAGUCACUUACUGCCAACCAACUCUCACCUGUGGCUCCCCGGAGCUAGGCUCUGUCUAGCCGCCACACGCCGAUAACCGCCUCGACCGGAGGGCUAGACCAGGUGAGCCUAUCCGUGUGUGCAUCUCCGAUAAUCUUGAAGAAGGAGACACGAUCGCCGGGACAAGAGCUUUAUUAGCCUGACGUUUCGGAUUCCUACUCGAAUCCAUCAUCAGAGACAAAAGAACAGAGCAGCAGAGCACCCGUUUCUGCUCUUUUGUCUCUGAUGAUGGAUUCGAGUAGGAAUCCGAAACGUCAGGCUAAUAAAGCUCUUGUCCCGGCGGUCGUGUCUCCUUCUUCAAGACUUCUUCCUGGGACUCGGCUCUUCGCAUCUCCGGUAAUCUUGACUCCGCUGGCGGGCAUCCGCAUCUCAAUGAUGAGGCUUCGUCUGGAACACCGUAGGAGGCCACAAGGUAAGUUAGCCCCCCCCCCCAGGUAAGGAACGUUGCUUUUGCUUGUUCUUGUUUGGUUGCAUUUGUCCUUACUGAAAACUGAGUGCCGUUCUGUUGCAUUUCCUCUGUUGCCUCUGCAUUUUGCUGUUCUUGUCUGCUUGCUUUGUGUCUGCUUGUUCAUGUCUGAUCUUAUUCUUAGCUAAAUGCCCUUCUGUUGAAUUUGUCUACUCACCGUUUAUAUUUCAGCAGCCAGUUAGCUUAGAGAGGGACGGAAAGCUCUGCAUCCCGUUUCUCUACCCAUCCUCCCUCCCCCCUUCAAGCUUACGGCGCUGUCGUAGGCAGUCCCAGGCUAACUCCGGUCGCUCUUCCAAUAAACAAAAGCCGUGGCGCACAGUGGAGUUCGGCAGUCGCCUGGGAUAGCUGAGCAGCCCUGUUUAGGGAUAGCACUGCUCAUCCCCCCCUCGCGAAGGGAACGGGGCUAGAAAAGGUGCCCUAAACAAGUGCAGGGGACCCACGCCUUCUGUAGGCUGACCGCGGCCUUAGACGCAAAACUCACGAUCGAAAGACUCAAAUCCGAAACAGCAUUCUCUCUCUCUCUCUCUUCCCCUUUCUCUCCGCCGCCCCACUCGUUAGACUGGUAGGGUGACAGCCUAGACUGCUCGUUUCCUUUUAAACAACCUGAGGAACAACCGACUGCAACGGAAGACGGCGCGAUACAAGGUGGACAUUGCAGUACUCAGUGAGACCCGGUUCUCCGAACGAGGCGAACUGGAGGAGGUGGGUGCGGGCUACGCCUUCUGGAGCGGUCGUCCAAGGGCAGAGCAACGGGACGCAGGUGUCGCCUUUGCCAUCCGGAAUGACAUCGUGGGAAGACUGCCUUGUCUGCCGCAGGGUAUAAACAAUCACCUGAUGAGCCUCCGCCUGCCCCUCCGGGGAGGCAAAUUCGCCAUCAUCGUCAGUGCCUGCGCUCCUCCGAUGACCAGCCUCGACGAGGCGAUGAACAAAUUUUACGAGGACCUACACGCCUUCCCGGCGUCUGUGUCGAAAGCGGAUAAGCUGAUUAUCCUUGGUGACUUCAACGCCCCCGUCGGUACAAACCAUGCUGCCUGA